GAAGUGGGUAGGCGUAUUUCUGCUGAUGGGUGGGUGUAACCUCCAGCAGAGCAAUCCCCACCCAAUGUCAAAAAUAUUUUGGUUUCGCGAAAAAAAAAAAGUUCGAUCUGUUUCGGGUAGCCUGAGUUUUCUCUAAUUUCAUCGCUUUGCGAAGGACGAAUCCCGAGCAUCUCCAUCGAUCGCAGCCAGCAGUAGUGGUAACGCGGGGGAGGUAAACAAAGCGAGAUAAAAUGGAUCCCAUAAUUGAUUGGCAAAUAUCGCGUCACGACAUCAAAUCCCGCGGCCAGUACCUGCUGGAAACGGGCAAGUGGGCCGAUUGCCAUUUCCUGGUCGGACAGGAACCGAACCACCAGAUGCUGGCCGGCCACAAGCUGAUUCUGGCAAUGGCUUCGCCCGUGUUCGAAGCCAUGUUCUACGGAGGGCUGGCGGAGAAGAACGAUCCGAUCCCGAUACUGGACAUCGAUCCGUCGGCGUUCAAAUCGUUGUUGGAGUAUAUCUACACGGAUAAAAUCAGCAUCAAUUCGGUAGACCGAGCUUGCGAGUUGUGCUAUGGUGCUAAAAAGUACAUGCUUCCUCACGUUGUCGAGCAGUGCAUAACGUUUCUGUGGUCGGAUCUUUGCCCCAAGAACGUCUGCCGAGCCUAUGAGUUUGCCAAGUUGUUCGAAGAGCCACGUUUGAUGGAAAAGUGCUUGCAAAUAAUGUGCACCAAAACGAUCGACGUAGUUCAGGACUCGAGUUUCGAAGAUGUCGAACUCAGCACGAUCAUUACGAUCCUUGAUCAGGACGUUUUGAACAUCGACUCUGAGUUAAACCUAUUCUGGGCGAUCAAUAAGUAUGCCGAAAAGCAUGGGCUAUGUGCAAGCCGCAAUCCGGAAAGUCAGUCGAAUAACGACCAAGAUCCGGUAGACUCGCCGCAAUCCCCUCCUACGGUGGACGUUGAAGCAGGUCCUUCAAAUGCCCAACGCGCUGGAGGAAACCCCAAUGUUCCUUUGGGAAACGACCAACAAGUAGCUCCAAUUCCUCUGGUGAACACAAACCGACAGCAAGAGUUGCCCACAAUUCGAGAUGCCAUACGUCGAAUUCGGUUCCUGUCGCUGAAUCCGCAGCAAUUUGCCGAAGGACCAGCAAGAACUAAUCUUCUGACCCAGUCGGAAGCAUUUGCCAUCCUGAUGAACAUCUCAACGUCCAACAGUUGCUAUCCGAUGCCCGAGGGCUUCACCACCAACAAGAAUCCAAGGAACGCAUUUUCCGAUUCUACACCAUCUAGCCCAAUGGCCGGACCGAGUGGAAACGUUCCCCCCAUGGGUCACCGUCCCGGAACUGGAGCUGGUCCGAGUGGAUUGUUCACUCAGCAUGUUCCUCCGCCGCAACCGGCUCCAUUGCCGUCCCAAACAGUUCCUGCUCCAGCUCCCGCUCCAGUUCCAGCAGGACACCCGGGCAGCCCACAAAGUCCAGAAUUUUAUCCAGCAGAUUAUUUGGAUGAGCUGCGCACCAAUGACUCCAAUUACGAUCGGAAAUACUAUUGCCGACGGAUCAUGCGCCAGCAAACGGAAUGCCUGAAUACUUCCGUUCUGGAUUGCUCUUUGACCUUCAUCGUGGACCGAUCGGUAUGCAUCACGGGAAUCGAAGUUCCCACUCAGGUCCAGGGCUCUUCCAUCGUGGGAAACGAUCGCUACUCGGAGCUGCUGUACGCCCACCUUCUGGAUGCCCACGGAUCGCGCCUGACCUACACACAUUGCAACCAGCGGGUCCAGUACAACUCGAUGCUGGAGAUCGCCUUCGAUCGUCCAGUAUUCAUCCAGCGGCACAAGAUGUACAAGAUCGGGGUCGUGUUCAACAAGGUCGGAUGGUACCCGGUCAGUCAGUCCGUGGCCAAGGUCAACUGUGACAAUGUUUGCUUCACGUUCUGCGUCGGGUCGCAGUCGGAAUCGGUCCGCGAUGGGCUGAUUCGAACCAUCGUAUUCACCUACACGCGAGAUGGAAUUGCAUAUCCGUAAAGGGAUGGAAGUAUCUAUUUUUAACAUUAGUAAACUACUUACCGUCGUCGUAUAUUCAUAGAGUGAACAUCCACAUUAUAACAGAACACUAUAUGAAUCAAUCUCAACUAUAUGUAUUGUUAAUCACAUAUUCCUUACAUUUAUUUUCAAACCCUGCUAGGAAAUUUCAUGAAAAUGUGAAAAAGGUCAUUGGUAACCUACUGUCUUUCACCUGAUUUUUCUUAGCCAUUUCUCGAUAAGAUGGAAAGCUUUUUAUGGUAAUGAGUAUUAGACUAAACAGAGCAUAAUGCUAAGCAUCUUCCCUACGGCAGUAAAGGCUGUUCUUAUUGUUUAAGACAAUUAUUCACCUAUUUGAAGCUUUUGGGAUAAUCUGACAAAAGUAUUUCAGUUAAUUAUCCAAAAAGUUAUUCUUCUUCAUAUCUGCAUUACUUGAAAUCAGUUCUGGGCAACAUACAUACAUACUUAAACGUAGAUUUUGCAAUAAACUAUGAUCAUUAAUA
Molecule: messenger RNA, 2497 nt
Organism: Aedes albopictus (Asian tiger mosquito)
Lineage: Eukaryota; Metazoa; Arthropoda; Insecta; Diptera; Culicidae
Exons: 3
Coding region: 231-1997 (588 amino acids)
Biological process (GO): neurogenesis
Cellular component (GO): cytosol
Molecular function (GO): protein binding
Source: RefSeq, a predicted model, not a curated record